Vicia villosa (hairy vetch) is the source of this 1621-nucleotide messenger RNA. RefSeq names its product protein EMSY-LIKE 1. Lineage: Eukaryota; Viridiplantae; Streptophyta; Magnoliopsida; Fabales; Fabaceae. Gene Ontology annotation, cellular component: nucleus. The coding region runs from base 406 to 1416 and encodes 336 amino acids. The transcript is spliced from 10 exons. The record is from RefSeq and is a predicted model, not a curated record. Gene Ontology annotation, biological process: defense response to fungus.
UUCCUCAACAACAAAAACAAAAACCAACAAAAUCUAUUUUCUAUCUCAUCUCACUUUUUUUCUUGUGUCGUCGAGUAUCAACUAUCAACAAAACAAAACUCUACUAUUCAACGACUUGUAUUGUGUUAUAUAUACACUCUUGGUUCCUCUCAACUUGUCCCUAUCUCAAUCUCUCUCUCUAAAACCCCUCUUCUAUCUUCUCUUAAACCCAUCGACACAACACUAACAAAGGAAAAACGCGAUACUUCUUCUUCGAUAUCUCAUUUCAACCAUUGCCGUUAUUGCCGUUAACGACUGUUGAAUUCCCGAUAUUACGUUUUCAAAGGUAGCAGUGAUGCAUGCUAUGAAAAACCUGUUGUAGAUUCUGUUCCACCUUCACGCUAUCAAUUUAACAGAAAAACUGACAUGGAGGCUCAAAUUCAUCAACUUGAGCAAGACGCAUACUCUGCUGUCUUGCGUGCUUUUAAAGCUCAGUCAGAUGCUCUUACUUGGGAGAAAGAAGGUUUGAUAACUGAGCUAAGAAAAGAGUUAAGGGUUUCAGAUGACGAACACAGAGAGCUUCUUACCAGGGUUAAUUCCGAUGAAAUAAUCCACCGCAUAAGGGACUGGAGACAAACCGGCAUUUACCAACCUCCAAGAAGCACCACAUCACAGCCUGUUCAUGACAUUUUACCCAGUUCAACUGUUUCCGCUUCCCGCAAAAAACAGAAGACAUCUCAUUCGGGUCAGUCAUUGCCUGGUUUGUCAACGGUAAAGUCUGGACCGUACGCUUCUACUGGAUCCGCCGGGGCUAGGCAUUUUGCGAAUCGCAAUUCUAAUCUGAUAUCUAAUGCGCCUGGUGAAGGAGCGUCAUUCAAUCCAUUGAUUGGGAAGAAAGUUUGGACUAGAUGGCCUGAAGACAACCACUUUUAUGAAGCUGUCAUAACUGAUUACAACCCUACCGAGGGCCGGCAUGCUUUGGUUUAUGAUAUUAAUAAAGCAAAUGAAACUUGGGAAUGGGCUGAUCUCAAAGAGAUAUCGCCGGAGGAUUUACGAUGGGAAGGUGAAGAUCCGGGCAUACUCCAAAGAAAUGGACAUAGCAGUCAAGGUCGUGGAGCAAAGAAAUUCUUUAGCCAUGGUAAUGAUACUUUAGGUGCUGGAAGAGGAAGAGGACAUCCAAGAUAUCAACCCAGAAAAGAACUUAUCGCGCAACAAAAUGGUAUUGGAAGUAGAGUUUCGGAUGAGAUUGAGUUGCUGAAUACAGAUGCGCUAGUUAAGGAGGUGGAACGGGUUUUCGCUACAAGUCUUCCAGAUUCCACGGAGCUUGAGAAAGCAAAGCAAAUGCUGAAAGAACAUGAACAGGCGCUUGUUGAGGCCAUUUCGAGGAUUGCAGAUGCAUCAGAUGGUGAAAGUGAUGAAGAGCAACCAUACUUAUAAUGACAGUUAAUGGACACAGGAACAGAGCACAGAAACCAGCUUCAUGGUGGAGACAACCGAGGCUUAUCCUUCGAGUCAUCUAUAUUUUACUCCAAACUUUAGCCUCUGGAAUUAUUGUUUAAUAUGCGAUUCUUUUGUUUGUAAGAAUGCAACUGUAAAAUACUAAAACUGAAAUGAAAAUUCCUUUGGUGCAUUUUUCUCUCAA